Molecule: messenger RNA, 1670 nt
Organism: Myxozyma melibiosi
Lineage: Eukaryota; Fungi; Ascomycota; Lipomycetes; Lipomycetales; Lipomycetaceae
Product: aminotransferase class I and II
Exons: 4
Coding region: 138-1559 (473 amino acids)
Biological process (GO): biosynthetic process
Cellular component (GO): mitochondrion; cytoplasm
Molecular function (GO): L-kynurenine:2-oxoglutarate transaminase activity; pyridoxal phosphate binding
Source: RefSeq, a predicted model, not a curated record
CCCUGACUUUUGUUAAGCUUCCGCCUAAUUGAUCAUUGAAGAUUUCACGUGAUAUGACGCAAAAUGAACGAUAGGCCAAGCGAACAUCAGUGAACAAUCCUCUCUCGACUUCGGAUUAGAGAUUGGUAAACUGUUCUAUGAUCUCUAAGCUGUUUCCAAGAACCUUUGACGCUCGAUUGACAAGAUUUUUGACGAUACCACAGUCAUUCAGUCUCACUAAUUCCGGCUCGCUCUCCAUAUACCGCUCAAUGUCUAACGGAGUGAAGCCCUUCUCGUAUCCGAAGCCAUCGCCGAAGAUAGCCGGACAGGCGAAAGAUGUGUGGUCUAUUGUCAACGAAGCUGCUGCGGAGGCUCAAAAUUCUCUUCCAUUCCCUAUUCUAAACCUCGGACAGGGAUUUUUCUCGUACAAUCCUCCAGACUUUGCUAUAAAGGCAGCUCAGGCAGCUCUCGACGAUGUGUCGUGCAACCAGUACUCCCCUACUCGAGGCCGUAUCUCAUUGAGAAAGGCAUUAGCCGCGGCCUAUGAGCCAACGUACGGGCGAAAGAUCGACUGGGAUACAGAAGUCGUUGUUACGAGUGGAGCCAACGAGGGCAUGUUUUCGGCGUUCACAGGCUUUCUCUCUGAAGGAGACGAAGUUAUCGUCUUUGAGCCCUUUUUUGAUCAAUACAUCUCAAAUAUCGAGCUCCCAGGCGGAAAAGUUGUUUAUGUUCCUCUUGUUCCUCCAUCAAAUGAUGACACGAGAACCGUGUCGUCAACUGAAUGGACUGUGGAUUUUGAUGAUCUAGAAUCUAAAAUAUCGCCGCGGACCAAGAUGAUCGUGAUCAACUCUCCCCACAACCCGGUUGGAAAGGUGUUUUCGCGCGAAGAACUGGAGCGGAUUGGGAAGUUAGCAGUUGAUAAUAAUAUCAUCGUUCUUUCAGAUGAAGUGUAUGAUCGACUAUAUUACUCGGAAUUCACCCGCAUAGCGACCCUUUCUCCGGAACUCCAGAAGCUUACUCUUACGGUGGGAUCGGCUGGAAAGACUUUUAGCGCGACAGGAUGGCGAGUGGGCUGGCUCAUUGGAGACGCAGAGCUGAUCAAAUAUGUUGCUGCUGCGCAUACUAGAAUCUGCUUUUGCGUCAACAGUCCUCUGCAAGAAGGUACUGCAGUUGCAUUGCAGGAGGCUAUCAAACCCGAAAAUACAUUCUUUGAAGACCACGUUGAGUCCUACAAAAGAAAGCUGAAGAAUUUUAAUCGCAUCUGGGAUGAGCUCGGAUUGACUUACACGGAUCCCGAUGGAGGUUACUUUGUUCUUGUCAACUUCUCGAAACUGCAGAUCCCUGAAGACUACGACUUUCCGGAGGAAAUUCUUGCCAGAGGCACCAGAGAUUUCAAAAUGACUUAUUGGCUCAUCAGAGAGAUUGGUCUAGUCACGAUCCCGCCUACAGAGUUCUAUCUUCCAGAGCACGCACAUUUGGCAGAGAAGUACCUGCGGUUUGCCGUUUGCAAGACUGAUGACUACCUAGAGCAAGCAGUUGAGAGACUCCGUUUAUUGAAGCCGUAUAUCAAAUCAGACUGAUAGAAGAUGAAGUGGCCGAUAGGCUACAUAUAGAUACAUCCUUUCUCCCUAGAAUUUGCUGCCUCUCUCGCAGCUCUUUUGUACAAUGAAUAAGAUAAUAUAAUGCAUAGU